This is a messenger RNA of Saimiri boliviensis boliviensis (Bolivian squirrel monkey), 3454 nucleotides long. RefSeq names its product calcium voltage-gated channel auxiliary subunit gamma 7 (gene CACNG7). Gene Ontology annotation, cellular component: AMPA glutamate receptor complex; postsynaptic density membrane. Gene Ontology annotation, molecular function: voltage-gated calcium channel activity; channel regulator activity. NCBI's taxonomy places the organism in Eukaryota, Metazoa, Chordata, Mammalia, Primates, Cebidae. The record is from RefSeq and is a predicted model, not a curated record. Gene Ontology annotation, biological process: transmission of nerve impulse; positive regulation of synaptic transmission, glutamatergic; neurotransmitter receptor internalization.
GGGGGGGUGCUGGCCCGGCUCCCGGCUCCGCGGCGGCUGCAGGACCCGGCUCCGCUCUGCGCCCGCCCGCUGCUGUAGGGACCCCGGCCCGGGACGCCCCCUCCCGCUUCCUGCAGCCGUCCGGACCCCAGGCUCCGCCCCAGACCUGGCUAGAGCCCCAGUCCUCAUCAGGGGACCCCCAGGAUUGUCCCUUCUGUCUCUCCUUCUCAGAGUCUCUGUCUCUCUCCUCUCUCUGUCUGUCUCUCUCUGCCUCUCCGUCUCUGCUCCGAGCUCAAGGUCUCUGGGUCUCAGCACCUCUCAGCCCCAGGCCUCUGAGCGUCCCCCGUCUCUUUCUGUCUCUUUCUGGUCUCUGACCUCUCCACUGCCCGGGUCUCAGAUUCUCUGUGCCUAGGUGGUGGGGGGGUGGUCUUAAACUCCGUCUCUCUCCCUCCUCGACUCUCUCUGUCUCUGUCUCCUUCCGUCUCCAGACCCGAGUCCCUGGAUUUCUCGGCCUCAAGGUCUCGGCGUGACUUUCUCGCUCUGCCCUGUCUCUCUUUGUGCCUGUACCCCUCUCGGGCUCUGUGCCUCUGGCUUCUAUUCUCUCUCCCUCUCUGCCUCCCCCAUCCUCAAGGCCCAUCGCCCUCCCUCGCUUCAUCCUUUCCCCACUCCCUCCCCGCCCCUCCCCUCCUCCGCAGUAGCCAAUGAACGGCCGCCGGUUCCUGCUCCCGGCUCCGUCCGCCGAGUGAGGCCGCGGGCGCGGGGGGUGGGGGGUGGGAGGCCGGGAGGGGGCCGGGACGCCGGGCUCCGGGGCGGGGGCGGGGGGCGCGGGCACCGGCGACCCCGGUGGCGGCGGCGGCGGCCGGGGGAAGCCGCGGGGCCGGUCAUGCGGCUGCGGGGCCCGCGGCCCGGAGCGUCCGCCCAGCCCUGAGCGAGGCCCCGCAGGGCGCCCCCUGCCUCUGAGGAUGAGUCACUGCAGCAGCCGCGCCCUGACCCUGCUGAGCAGCGUGUUUGGGGCUUGCGGCCUGCUCCUCGUGGGCAUCGCGGUCAGCACUGACUACUGGCUGUACAUGGAAGAGGGCACAGUGCUGCCGCAGAACCAGACCACUGAGGUCAAGAUGGCCCUGCACGCCGGCCUCUGGCGAGUCUGCUUCUUUGCAGGUCGGGAGAAAGGUCGCUGUGUGGCCUCGGAAUAUUUUCUUGAACCAGAGAUCAACUUGGUGACGGAAAACACGGAGAAUAUUCUGAAGACAGUGCGCACGGCCACCCCCUUCCCCAUGGUCAGUCUUUUCCUCGUGUUCACGGCCUUCGUCAUCAGCAACAUCGGCCACAUCCGCCCGCAGAGGACCAUUCUGGCUUUCGUCUCUGGCAUCUUCUUCAUACUGUCGGGCCUCUCCUUGGUGGUGGGCUUGGUUCUUUACAUCUCCAGCAUCAACGACGAGGUCAUGAACAGGCCCAGCAGCUCUGAGCAGUAUUUUCAUUAUCGCUACGGGUGGUCUUUUGCCUUCGCCGCUUCCUCCUUCCUACUCAAAGAGGGGGCCGGCGUGAUGUCCGUGUACCUGUUCACCAAGCGCUACGCGGAGGAGGAGAUGUACCGCCCACACCCCGCCUUCUACCGUCCGCGUCUCAGCGACUGCUCAGACUACUCGGGCCAGUUCCUGCAGCCCGAGGCGUGGCGCCGCGGCCGGAGCCCCUCCGACAUCUCCAGCGACGUGUCCAUCCAAAUGACGCAGAACUACCCUCCCGCCAUCAAGUACCCGGACCACCUGCACAUCUCCACCUCGCCCUGCUGAGGUCCGCCCCUCGGAGCUCCCCUGCCUCCUCCUCCUCCUCCUCCUCCUCCUCCUCGGGGGUCUCCCGGCAAGGCAGCCCCGCUUCCCUCCUCGGGACUCUUGGCUCCCACCCGAGGGAGGCUUUGCCAGCUUUAGGCCACGCCCUCUCCCCAGUGGCUCCGCCCACACCCUCCCUCAUUUCAAUGGCCGCGCCCCUUUUUCCUCAUCUCUCCUUUUCAUUGGUCCCUCUCACUAGCAAAUGACUCCUACCUCUUCAUUUCCCCGCCCCUUUCUCUUAAGGCCCGCCCCUUUCUUCUGACUCCUCCUCUCUAAGAAAAUUAGCUCCUCCCUCGUUCUCCACGUGUUCUGCGCUGGGAGCAGCCCGCGGCUGUGCAGGCGCCCAGCUCCCCGGAGCCCCAACCUCCGACCUCACCGCAGGGGCCCUGGGUUGGGAAGCAGGUUCGGGCAGCCGCCAGGAAUGCUGACCAUCUUCUUCUCCCUUCUGCCUCGGGCUUCCUUUUUCCCUACCUAAUCUCACCUCCUGACCUGCUGGGUCCCCGGGUGCAGCGGGAGGACCGGCUUGCUCCACCCACAGCCGCGGGAUGGGAUGGGGAAGGGGGCUGGAAGCCACGAGUACGGUUAACCUGGACCCUGGCCCUUCCCUUCCCGCCUCCUCUGCUUCCCUGGGAGGUCCCAUUCGUUCUCACCGGCUGGGCUCUUUUCUGCUUCCUGAAGGUUACCUGCCUUUUAGGGGGCUCUUGUCUAAAGGAUCUUCUUGUUUUCUCAGCUAUCCUUGGCUGCUUUUUCGUCUUCCUCCUUCUUUAACUCUUUCUCUCCUUUCCUCCCUCCACCCGCUCGUCCCAAGCUCCUGAGUGCAUCCAGCCGUAGGCACACGCCAGGCGGCCAGAAUGGGGACCCUAGGGUGGAGGGAAUAACCCCCGCGCCAUCUCCACACCUGUGCCCGCCUCUCCCCCCUCGAGGCCCCGUCGAGGGAGGGAGGGGCAGUAGCGGGGGUCGACGCCCCCCCAAACCUCUAAGUCUUCCAUUUUCUGGCUCUUCACCUCAUCGAUGUCCCUCUUCCCCCCUCAGAACCCCAACUCUGGCCUCUUUCAAGGGCCCAUCCGCCCCGUUGGACAGAUUUUGGGGGGAGAGGAGGUCACCAGGAACUCGCCCACCCCCUCUUCUUAGGGAAAGAGGGGCAAGGUAGCACAGUGCUGUACACGGAACCAGAAUGGCCCCCGGGGUGGGGGGGAGGGGGGCAGGGGAGGGACGGGGGCUUUUAGUUUGCAUCUUGGGUGGGAGGGGGGAGGAGGGGACCCGCCACAGUUAACCUGACUUUACGCAGCGAUUUUUAACGAGGCUGGGGGGAGGGGGGCACUGGGGGUGGCGACAGGGUGGGGCGGGGGGCCUGGCUCUGUUAUUUACCGUGUAUCAUAUGUAAAUAUCGACAGAAACUUCAAUAAACUUUAUUUCAAACACGUCUCCGCCUGCCCAGAGGGAAGGGAUUGGAUACAGGGGGCUUAGCCUAGGUCUCUGCUUCUAGGGUUGCAGGCCUAACGUGCUGCAGAAUAAGGUUAGAUGGGUCGUUGCUAAAGACUUCAUCAUCAUCAUCAUUAUCGAUGGCAGCGCUUUAUACUUCAGCCCGUGUAAAGCAUGCAGGACGGUUAAUGACACCGGUCAGGAUCAAUAAACACUUUCUCUUGGUA